GUCACACGGGCUGUCUCCAAAGGGACGCAGCGUUGAGUGUUCGAGCAGCCGGGCGGUCAGUGUGUGCGCAUCCCAGGACGCAACAUCAGUGUAGCUGGGGCUCAACUUUCAGCUGAUCGCUUCACUUCGGACGCUUUGGGAAACUUACAACUAUGGGUUGCUUUGAGUGCUGCAUCAAGUGUUUAGGCGGGGUGCCGUAUGCGUCGCUGGUGGCUACAAUCCUCUGCUUCUCUGGCGUUGCCCUGUUCUGUGGAUGUGGCCAUGUGGCUCUCACUGGCACAGUGACCAUCCUGGAAACCUACUUCUCCACGGUCACCGAGGAUCACGCCAUGCUGACUGAGGUAAUACAGCUGAUGCAGUAUGUCAUCUACGGCAUUGCUUCGUUUUUCUUCCUGUACGGGAUCAUUCUGCUGGCUGAGGGCUUCUACACGACCAGUGCAGUCAAGGAGCUGCACAGCGAGUUCAAGACCACCAUCUGUGGACGCUGCAUCAGUGGAAUGUUUGUGUUCCUCACGUACAUUCUUGGUGUGGCCUGGCUCGGCGUGUUCGGCUUCUCCGCUGUGCCAGUCUUCCUUUUCUACAACAUGUGGUCUACCUGUGCCGCCAUGAAGUCUCCCAUGGCCAACCUCACCAAUGACUCCAUCUGUGUGGAUGUUCGUCAGUACGGAAUUAUCCCAUGGAACGCCACACCAGGCAAGGCCUGUGGAAAUACGCUAGGUCAAAUCUGCAACACCAGUGAGUUCUACCUGUCUUAUCACCUGUACAUCGUAGCGUGCGCCGGCGCAGGAGCCACCGUGAUCGCUCUGAUCCACUUCCUCAUGAUUCUCUCAGCAAACUGGGCCUACCUUAAGGAUGCCAGUCAAAUGCAUGCCUACCAAGACAUCAAAAUGAAGGAAGAGCGGGAGCUGCAGGACAUCACCUCACGCUCAAAGGAAUGCCUCAAUUCCUACACAUAAGGAUAUUACACACUCACAAUACACACACAUAUAUACACACACACGUAAACACACACAGACACUGUGGCCAGCCACUGUGGCCCCUUUGGACCAAGACAACGCUCAGCUAAAAUAACCUGCCAACUGCCGUGACACUGUGCAGUACUAACCAGGCUCCUAACAAACUAAUGCAUCAGUGUUGCUUUCUGCACUAACUCACCAACAAGUGGUUUUGGAACUGCUAUUUAAAAUCUCAUUUAUGCUGUUUUUUUUUUCUUUUGAUUUUCUAUUUUUCCGAAGGAGGAAAAAAAAGCAGUUCUGAACUUUGACAUUCAUGUAGUGUUUGAUUUUCUCUCGCCCUUUUUUAUAGCCAGUUCUUGUCGCUGGCGAAGCUUGAGACAUUGCACUAUUCUUACACAACGCAUAACGAUGACAUGUUUGUUUUACAGUCUUGCUCUGUCUUUCUUUUGAGCUGUGGUGGCCAGUUUUCAACAAGUUAAUUUUAACAUUUUAUUUGUUCGUUCUCUGCAGAUUAAUUAUACACAACAUGAAAGGCCUUACUUUCAGAGUGUCACUUCUAGAUAGCAUGUCAGAAGAACAGUCAGAUUAUAUUGUGUUGACACAAGACUGUGGCAUGUCACGAAAUGUUUUGCUAUAACUUCACAGUAAGGAAAAGAUGAAAAAUAUAUAAUGUGGACCUGGUUGUUUUGUGAAAGUGGUGGUAUGUAACUGCAUCUUAAAGGGACAGUUCACCCCAAAAUCAAAACUACAUAUUUUUCCUUUUAUGUGUAGAAAAAUCUAGCAGUCGACAUUGUUUUGGUGUGAGUUGCAGAAUGUUGGAGAUAUCGGCCGUAGAGAUUUCCGCCUUCUCUCAAAUAUAAUGGAACUAGAUGGCACUCAGCUUGUGAUGCUCAGAGGACCAAAAAAAUACAUUUAAAAAACCCAGCAGCAAUGUCUCUUUCCAGAAGUCAUGACCUGGUGACUCAAGAUAAUCGACAGAUCUUGUUGUGAGCAGUUUCAUGUAGGAACUAUUUUCUUUCUAUUGAACUACACCCGCCAACUGUAUCACUGCGGAGAAGGAAGCAUGGAUCUACUCAUGAACAAGAGGCUUGUGUUUGAGACAGCAUGGGGUGUAAACAUUAGUAGUAACCUCCUCGGCUUCCCGUGUUGUGAGCAUGUAGUUUCAUGUUUCAUGUUUCAUGUAGGAACUAUUUUUUUUUAUUUUUUUUUACUAAACUUCACCCAACAACAGUAUCACUGUGCAGAAGGAAGUGUGCAUCUACUCAUGGAUGAGAGACUCAUGCUUGUGACAGCGUGAGAUGUAAACAUUAAUGGCUUCCUCCCCAGCUGAGCUGUAACAUUAGCUAGCUCAGUGGUGCUAGGUGAGCUAGCAGUAGAUGUGCCCUUCCUCCUGCGCAGUGAUACAGUUGCUAGGUGUGGUCUGGUGGAAAGAAAAUAGUUCCUACUUUAAACUGCUCACAACAAGGUCUGUGGAUUAUCUUGAGUAACCAGGUCAUGAUUUCUGAAAGGAGACAUUGCUGUUGAGUUUUCAAAUCUAUUUUUUUGGCGCUUUUGGCACCACAAGCUGAAUGCCAUGUAGUUCCAUUAUGUUCGAGGGGAGGCGGACAUCUGGAACAUUUGGCAACUCACACCAAAACAACGUAGACUGAUAAACAGCACUACAGGUAAGAAUUUGGGGUUAAUGGUCCCUUCAAUCUUAGUGAUUAUCUAAGGGUUAUAAAUUGGUUCUAGAUUAUAAUUUUCAUCGUACAGCUACUUAAAGGUCACUCAGAACAUUUAUGGCCUACAUUAACACUACCUCAGGUGUGCAUUACAGCCUAUGGAACAUUUAACUGGAACAAACAACACUUCUCCCUUCAUAAAUGACGGUUUGGAAAUCCCAUUAUAAUCAUAAAAAGAUGCCUCAGACACUCACAGUAUCUAUUAGGGUAAACCAAGCACACACACCAAGAGCUCACAGUAUAAUCAGAUUUCAGUUUUAUUGAAAAUGACGUAAGAAUAACUUGCUUGCUAAAUGUGAACUGCUGCCAAUAACUAGACAGACGGAUAUUCAAUGUAUUCAGUAUCUUAAAAGUUUGGUCCAUGUGUAUUCAUUUAAGCAAAUGAAAGAAAAAAAGGUCAAGGCUUGCCAACACAGAGAGCUCUCUGAUCCCUCAUAAAUGCUUUUUAGCUCAUUAUCUAUUGUGAUAUCUCAUCAUAUAUUGUAAUAUAUGAUCAAAAUUUACUUGAUUUUGAUAAAUCUUAUAAGACUAGUGUAACUGUGUCCCAUGUGCAUUGGUACUAUGGAAAAACCUACAGAACUUAAGGUGUGAAAAAAAAUGUAAACUUGUUGCAAGUCAGGAUUUUUAGUGUUUUAUUUUCUAUUUUUUAAGAUAAAACCACUUAAUUUUUUUCUUAAUUUUCUAAUAUUGCACCUAUUUUGAUGUGCAAUUGUCAUUAUGCUGACAUAAUUACUCAUGUAAUCUUUUAUUUCUGUUAGUGGAGUUACAGGGAUAAGUUUCUUUGUUGCAUGAAGACAACUGUUUCUGCGGUGACACACGUGAUGUACAGUCGUGUAUGCUGACAUCAGUAGUAGGCAGUGUUUGCCUGUUUCCUUUUUUUUCUAAAUGCAUACAAAUUAAUCCAUUUUAUGUAGCUGAUUAGUUAUAGUGUCUUUUUUUAGGUUAAAAAAUAUAUGAGUCUUAUAUUAUUUUGUUGCCUGAUAGUAUACCUGUAUUUUCUAUGAAUGUCAAGGGCUUCCUCGUGAAUUACCGAUGCUUAACUUUUAACUCAACU
Messenger RNA from Epinephelus fuscoguttatus (brown-marbled grouper), 3731 nucleotides. It is a transcript of the gene gpm6bb, whose product is annotated as glycoprotein M6Bb. The record is from RefSeq and is a predicted model, not a curated record. Gene Ontology annotation, cellular component: plasma membrane; myelin sheath. The transcript has 7 exons. Lineage: Eukaryota; Metazoa; Chordata; Actinopteri; Perciformes; Serranidae. Gene Ontology annotation, biological process: axon development; central nervous system myelination. Gene Ontology annotation, molecular function: structural constituent of myelin sheath. The coding region runs from base 153 to 956 and encodes 267 amino acids.